CGCUCUCUGGUUGGUUAAGGAUGCUGCGUUCAUACUUGACCAAGGGGUCGGGCCAAAAAUGUGAUUAGUUCAAUCAGGCUUUCUUUUUCCUCGAGGCACUUUGGGUGGACGAAGAUACGAUUAUGGCUCGGACUGGUUGUAUACCUGUGUUCACUAGUAUAGACAAGAGAGGUACAUACCAUUCCAUCAGUUUGUUUUGAAUAGUCAAUCUUCAACCCUUGGUUUUGUGGAAGGCGUUCCAACUUGUAGGGACACUACUCCGUACAGACACAGCCUAAGCAUACUAUAUGUAUACCACCCUUCCAUCCUCCAUCCUCCACAUCCUCCACAACACAUCCCAUCUCAACAUCCACUCUAUCCCCCACGAAACUCAAUCCCAACCAAAUCAAGAACCCUCCAAAAAACCAAAUGAACAACCCACGCCGACAACCAAACCCCAACAUCCCCCACCCAUCCACCUUCCUCUGGGCCCACGAGCUCCGACGCGAAAACGUCCAACUCGUGAACCAACUCAACAGUCUCAGAGCUGACCUCGCUGUUGCCAGAGAAACCAUAGCGAAUCUGAAUCAUAAGCACGAAAGUCUAGAAUUGCAAACACGCGAGGGAAACGCUAAGCUAGAGAAUAUCCUCAAGGAUCUUGAAACUCGAUUCGACACUAAUUUACGAACUGGUAUUGAGCGGGUUGAGGAACUUGAGAAUGAGAAUCGUCGACUAUGGGGUAUGGUUGAUGGGUUGGAGAGAAGUGCUCGUGAACAAGAGAGAAUGGAGGAGGGUAUUCGCGUGAGGGUGCUGGAUGAAGUGAGAGAUAUGUUGAUGGAACGGGGAGGGAGUGGAGCGAGAGGGGAUGUUGUCAAGGCUUGUUCUGCUGGGUCUGAUGUUCUUGUGCCGGAUUCGAUGCCUAUGGGUUCGGUUCCUGGUGUUGGUGGGAGGAGUGGGUUGUCGUCGACGCUUUCUGAUACUACGUGGGGGACGCCUUCUUUGGUGGGUGAGGAGAAGACUGAGGAAUCUGGGACGGGUUUGGAGGGUGUUUUGAAGCAGGGUGGGAGGUCGCUUGGUGAUUACUUGGUUGCUGCUGAGGGGAUGAGAUGUGGGUUGCAGCCACAGAGGGAUGAAGGUGAGGUUGUCAGGGCGGUUGUGAGAGGUCUUGAUGACUCUGGUAUCCGGGCUUUGAUCGAGGAAGAGAUGAACAACGCUGGGUGGUCUUGGAGUGCAUUGAGGGCCGUCAUGUUGAAGGUUAUUCAAGACAGGGAACCGCCUGUACAGGAGCCAGUCAAGGAAAGCGAAACGCCCAAUGGAAAUGACAAACUCGAGUCGACAAGUGCUCCGCAAGUCCAGCGCAAAAGGCCGAGAACGAGAAGGUCCAUACCCAUUGUACCGGCUGACGAAGAGGAUGAACGCAUUGUUAUGGAAAUGUAUCGCCGCUGAGAGACCGACUUACUUGUUAAUUCCAGAUAGUCUAUAUUGGAAGAGAACCAGG
Molecule: messenger RNA, 1477 nt
Organism: Aspergillus vadensis CBS 113365
Lineage: Eukaryota; Fungi; Ascomycota; Eurotiomycetes; Eurotiales; Aspergillaceae
Exons: 1
Coding region: 409-1425 (338 amino acids)
Source: RefSeq, a predicted model, not a curated record